Messenger RNA from Cucumis sativus (cucumber), 1671 nucleotides. Its product is annotated as 1-acyl-sn-glycerol-3-phosphate acyltransferase 2. The transcript is spliced from 11 exons. Lineage: Eukaryota; Viridiplantae; Streptophyta; Magnoliopsida; Cucurbitales; Cucurbitaceae. The coding region runs from base 247 to 1389 and encodes 380 amino acids. Gene Ontology annotation, molecular function: 1-acylglycerol-3-phosphate O-acyltransferase activity. The record is from RefSeq and is a predicted model, not a curated record. Gene Ontology annotation, cellular component: endomembrane system.
AUUCAUUUGCUAAUUGAAUAACCAACAAACAAACGGCAGGAGUUAGAGUUAUCAAAUCUGCGACCAAACCAAACCACCAUGACCAUGUUCAUCAUCUGGAGCUUCUUCUAAUGAAAUCCAUCGCACCAUUUGAUUCUUCAAAACACCACUAAUUCCUCACAUUUCUCACCCUUAAAUCCCCUUUUUCCCAUAAUUUAAACUAACCCCAUUUCUCUCUCUCUCUCUCUUUUCAUCCACAUUGUGGCAAUGGCGAUUCCUGCUGUGUUUGUCAUCGUUCCUCUUGGCCUGCUUUUCAUCCUCUCCGGCCUCAUCGUUAAUGUUAUUCAGGCGUUUAUCUUUGUUCUUGUUCGACCCAUUUCAAAGUGUUUGUACAGAAGAAUCAACAAAGUAGUUGCUGAAUUGCUAUGGUUGGAACUCAUUUGGCUAAUCGAUUGGUGGGCAGAAGCAAAGGUUGAGGUGUAUACAGAUCAAGCAACCUUCCAAUUAAUGGGCAAAGAACAUGCACUUGUUUUAUGCAAUCACCGUAGUGACAUUGACUGGCUAGUUGGAUGGGUCCUAGCUCAGCGUGCAGGUUGUCUUGGUAGUGCCUUAGCCAUAAUGAAGAAAGAGGCAAAAUUCCUUCCAGUCAUUGGCUGGUCAAUGUGGUUUUCUGAUUAUAUCUUUUUAGAAAGAAGCUGGGCCAAGGAUGAAAGCACUCUGGAGUCAAGUUUUCAGUCGCUCAUGGAUUUUUCCAUGCCAUUUUGGUUGGCACUUUUUGUUGAGGGAACUCGUUUUACACAACAAAAGCUCCUAGCUUCUCAGGAAUAUGCUGCAGCUAGAGGAUUGCCUGUCCCUAAAAAUGUUUUAAUUCCUCGAACAAAGGGUUUUGUUUCUGCAGUGAGUCAUAUGCGCUCGUUUGUUCCGGCUAUUUAUGAUUGUACAGUGGCCACUUCUCCAAAAGACCGCCCUCCUACAUUGUUGAGGAUAUUUAGAGGCCAAUCUUUUGUGGUAAAAGUGCAAGUCAAGCGACACGAAAUGCAGGAAUUACCAGAAACUGCAGACGGGAUCUCACAAUGGUGUAAAGAUCUAUUUGUUACCAAGGAUACAUUAUUGGAGAAGUAUAUGAUCAAGGAUUCAUUCAGUGAAAAACAACCUAUUGAUAUAGGCCGACCAAAAAAGUCGUUAUUGGUUGUUCUUUGUUGGUCAUGCAUCUUGGCUUAUGGCAUUGUUAAAUUCUUCCAGUGGUCUGCUCUCCUAUCCUCAUGGGAGGGCAUUGCACUCUCAGCAGGCCUCUUGAUUCUUAUAAUCCUUGUUAUGCAACUGCUCGUUCAUUCUUCCGAGUCGACCCGUUCUACACCUAUAAUUGUAUCGUCUCAGGAUACCACCAAGGAACGAUUACUUCAGAAAUGAGAUAUCAUCAUCAACAUACUCAAUUCAUUAUUCAUUCCAUUCUUUGUCCAAUUUAGCAAUUCUUUCAGCUGAAGUGUAGAAAUUGUGUCCGUCUAAAGCAUUAUUCAACUCCCUUUCAGGCACCUGCAUUUGUGUGUAGGUAGGGGUGUUAGAAUUUAUUGUUUGUAUAGCUAACAACAAAAGUUUUUUUGACCACAUAAGUAAUGAAUUAUUUGGCCUAUUUGUGUAAGUUCGAUUCUAUCCCAUUAUUUUCACUUCAAUGAAAAAUACUCCUUUACUGAA